CUCAACUCCCUUCAGCUUCAACGAUGCGCGGAACGUCGAUUCUUAGGUCAGGACGGUCGGCAUGGAAAGGACCUUACUUCGUCGCGUUUCCUAACCUACGGGACGCGCUGCAGAACAACACGGAGAUCAAGACGGACGCGCGGGCGUGCACUAUUCUUCCCAACUUUGUCGGGAUACGCUUCCUCGUGCACAAUGGGAAACAGCACCAGCCGGUGACGGUGACGCAGGACAUGGUGGGGCACAAGCUGGGGGAGUUUGCGCAUACGAAGAAGCCGUUCAAGUACAAGCAGACAAAGAACCGGUAGUCUUGUGCUACAUAUUAUAGACGUGUCCUACCUCUCCCUAUCCCAUGCUAAUCCU
This is a messenger RNA of Coniophora puteana RWD-64-598 SS2, 360 nucleotides long. Its product is annotated as ribosomal protein S19 S15. The transcript has 4 exons. NCBI's taxonomy places the organism in Eukaryota, Fungi, Basidiomycota, Agaricomycetes, Boletales, Coniophoraceae. The record is from RefSeq and is a predicted model, not a curated record. Gene Ontology annotation, molecular function: RNA binding; structural constituent of ribosome. The coding region runs from base 24 to 305 and encodes 93 amino acids. Gene Ontology annotation, biological process: translation; ribosomal small subunit assembly. Gene Ontology annotation, cellular component: ribosome; cytosolic small ribosomal subunit.